CUGCAGGAAGCGGUGCAGCUGCUGGAGGACUACAAGCACGGCACUCUGCCCCCCGGAGUCACCAACAAACAGCUGUGGGGAGCUCAAAAAAUCAAACAGGCCAUCAUCCACCCUGACACCAACGAGACCAUCUUCAUGCCUUUCCGAAUGUCAGGUUACAUCCCCUUUGGAACCCCCAUCGUUGUUGGUCUCCUCCUGCCCAACCAGACUCUGGCCUCCACUGUGUUUUGGCAGUGGUUGAACCAGAGCCACAACGCGUGUGUGAACUAUGCAAACCGCAACGCGAGCAAGCCUUCUCCGACAUCCAAGUUCAUCCAGGGCUACUUGGGAGCUGUCAUAAGUGCUGUCUCAAUAGCAGUGGGCCUUAAUGUUCUGAUCCAGAGAGCAAACAAGUUUACCCCGGCCACUCGGCUGCUGAUCCAGAGGUUUGUGCCAUUCCCCGCCGUCGCCAGUGCCAACAUCUGCAACGUGGUCCUGAUGAGGCACACGGAGCUGGAGGAAGGAAUCGAUGUGUUGGACACUAACGGGAACAUCGUCGGCUCUUCCCGAGUUGCUGCCAAACACGCCCUGCUGGAAACAGCCCUGACCAGAGUGGUCCUGCCCAUGCCUAUACUGGUUCUACCUCCCAUCAUCAUGUCCGUGCUGGAGAAGACGUGGCUCCUGAGGUGCCGGCCCCGGAUGCUGCUCCCGGUGCAGAGCCUCGUGUGCCUGGCUGCCUUUGGGCUGGCCCUGCCCCUGGCCAUCAGCCUGUUCCCGCAGAUGUCCGAGGUGGAAUUCAGAGCACAAAAUGCCGGGAUCACCGAGGUUGGAGGAGCCCUCUGAGAUGACGGAACCCACGCUGUGACCCAUCCCCACCUUGGCCCCAUCGUGGCACCCCCCCUGCAGCCAUUCCCCGAGCCCCAGGCUGGGGUUCCUCUUCCCCCCGGGGUGUUUUCCUGGCCGUGCCUGAACCCAGCCAGCCCCAAAACCUCGGAGCUCUUCUGCGUGUGCCUGGCAGAAAAACCCCCAGACAAUGGGAGGAAAAGCUGCGUCAGAGGCAGGCAGAGCGGAGCAGAGCUGAUCCUCCCUCGGGAGGGAUCCGUGGGAUCUGGAUCUCCUGCACCUUUCCCGGUGCUCUCCCGGCACAAUGCUUCACUUUGUGCCGCAGCACUGAAAGGAAUGGUGAAGUUGCUAAUAAUGGCACUAAAAGAAAAUAUGCUACAUCUGUUAUGGAUAGCAGUACAAAAUUAGCUGAUCACACCUCUGACACCCAAGAUGUCUUCACUUAAAAUACUCGUUGGCUUUACUUUACAUAAUUUGCUGAUUAUAUUUAAAAGAAAUACAAUUUUGCAAUUACUGUU
Molecule: messenger RNA, 1340 nt
Organism: Haemorhous mexicanus (house finch)
Lineage: Eukaryota; Metazoa; Chordata; Aves; Passeriformes; Fringillidae
Gene: SFXN5
Product: sideroflexin 5
Exons: 12
Coding region: 136-822 (228 amino acids)
Biological process (GO): citrate transport; monoatomic ion transport; mitochondrial transmembrane transport
Cellular component (GO): mitochondrial inner membrane
Molecular function (GO): monoatomic ion transmembrane transporter activity; citrate transmembrane transporter activity
Source: RefSeq, a predicted model, not a curated record